Aspergillus saccharolyticus JOP 1030-1 is the source of this 2163-nucleotide messenger RNA. Its product is annotated as FG-nucleoporin nup42. The coding region runs from base 215 to 1960 and encodes 581 amino acids. The record is from RefSeq and is a predicted model, not a curated record. Gene Ontology annotation, molecular function: metal ion binding. The transcript is spliced from 3 exons. NCBI's taxonomy places the organism in Eukaryota, Fungi, Ascomycota, Eurotiomycetes, Eurotiales, Aspergillaceae.
CUCAUUUACAAGUCACUAAACGCCGCAAGAAAUCCUUUAUCCUAGAUCACUUUCGAUUUACCCUUGUCUCUUGCUGGGUUGAUUCACACAUAUCUGGGAAUAGGCUGUUCUUUUUGAAAGUAGGGGCUCCGAGGGGCCGCCAUUGGAAAGACUCGACACGACGUUCAUCGCAUGCUGCUAGUGGCCGAGUGAGCACGACCGACACGAUCGCAAGAUGCCUGUUUGCCAGCAUUUUUUGAAAGGCCGGUGUAAAUACGGAGACAGAUGCUACAAUGAGCACCCUGGCAGGCAAACGGUAGGCGGAAAUAAAUUCGCAGCUCUCUCCGGCGGUGGCGGCGGAGGAGGCGGCGGAGGCGGCGGAGGUGGAGGUAUAUACGGUGUCACUGCAGCAGAUAUCAAAGCAGACUUGACUCCAGGAAAGGGUCUUCCUGAAUGGAUCUUUUCAUGCUAUGGUCCUGGACGAGAUGCUCCGAGACAGCUAUUCGGAGGUCCCCAGCGAGAGCAAAGUUUCGAGGAACUCCGACUCCGUCACUAUGAACUAAUGGCGCAAGGAAAACCCCUCGAGAUAGCAGUCUCAGAAGCUCAGGGUCUACAUAACGAAGUACGGCACCAAAUCGAAGUCGCGCUCAAUGACCUGGACGGUGCUGUCAAGUAUGUCCUGGAUGGAGCCAAGGAGCAUCCGAACCGGAUCGACAUUGUGAAUAACAAGACCGGAUCGAAUUUCGGUGCCACGCCUAAGCUGUUUGGCGAGAUCAAGGGUCCAGCUCCCACAGGCCCAGCCUUCGGGGAGCCAGCAGUAUUGGGUGAUAACGCAUACGCAAAGCCAACUCUUGGUCCAGGAAUUGGUUUCGGUCAACCUACCCCUUUCACAAACCGUACAUCUGGCUUUGGUCAAUCGAGUGGUUUCAAUCAAGGAUCCGGGUUUGGGAAGCCAUCAUUUGGACAGCCUUCAACGACAGGGACUACAGCCUCACCGUUCAGUCAAGCAUCAAGCGGCUUUGGGGCGUCCGCAUCGACUCCUUCGCCAUUUGCGACGGUUGGACAAUCACAGACUGGUACGUCAGGGUUUGGACUUGCAUCGGCCUCGCCUUGGGUUCCUGCUCAGCAAUCGUCGAACCCGUUUGGUCAAGCAACCUCAUCCUCUGGGACCGCAAACCAACGACCAGCUGAGCCAGUCUUUGGCCAGUCUGGGUUCGCGCAGCUAGGCCAACAAGCACCUACUUCAAAGCCAGCGGCAGCUUCGGGUUUUGGAACAGCAUCAGCUCCUGGGUUCGGAACACCGUCAGCUCCUGGGUUUGGAGCACAGUCAGCUCCUGGGUUUGGGGCACCGUCAGCUCCUGGGUUUGGAGCACCGUCAGCUCCUGGGUUUGGGGCACCAUCGGCUCCUGGCUUUGGAUCACCAUCGGUUCCGGGCUUUGGCACAGCACCGGCAGCGGCAGCGCCUGGGUUUGGGACAGCACCAGCUUCCGGAGUUGGAACACCUUCAGCGCCGUCCGUUUCAAGGCUCGGGCCAGCAUCAACUCCGGCAGGUUCUGGGUUUGGGACACCAGCAGCAGCUACAGCGUCACCGGCUACUCCUACUGCAUCGUCCGGACCUGGCUCCAAUCCCGUCAUCAGGACGAAGGACCCCAGCGAGCUGAACCCAAUCCCACCAUUGCAUGGAGAAACAAUUCGUGAUCCCCGGACGAACCGGCUCACUAGCUGGAAGGGGCAACCUGUGCAAUAUAUCAAGGACGUACCCUGUUAUCGUCACCCUCAGGAUGGUGAAACUUGGGUUCGCAUCUUCUUCCCUGAUGGACCACCCGAUCAAGCAAGCUUGAGGGAUGCCCAGGCGCACCCCGAGGAAUAUACUUCCGAGGUGACUCAGCAGUACAGAUACUUCAUCACGAACGGGUGUUUCGAGGAUGGCGUUCUUCCGAGUGUGCCGCCCAAGACUGAGUGGGUGAGCUUCGACUUUUGAUGAAUAGAUAGUUUGGACGGAGCGAGUGUCAUGAUGAUCUACUUUUAAUUGUAAAUAGCUGCUUACUGAUCAUCUCCCCAGAUGAUCGGCGUCCAGGUUGGAACGGACUGGAUAGGAUUACUGGAUCACGAUUACAGCUUCAGACUACACAAGCACGAGGAUUUUUGAUACGCGUUUUUAAGAUUUUUCAUUUUCAUGCCAAG